This is a messenger RNA of Paramecium tetraurelia, 1074 nucleotides long. RefSeq lists its product as uncharacterized. The transcript has a single exon. Lineage: Eukaryota; Ciliophora; Oligohymenophorea; Peniculida; Parameciidae. Gene Ontology annotation, molecular function: nucleotidyltransferase activity. Gene Ontology annotation, biological process: RNA 3'-end processing. The record is from RefSeq and is a predicted model, not a curated record.
AUGAUUAAUGAAGAAUAUACUCCAAAGAGUUUUGAAAUCUUUCUAGAAAGUUCAAUCAAAAUAAAUCAAGAGAUAUCAAUCUCAGACACUUUAAAAGCACUAGGUUCUGUAAUAUCUUUGGCCAACUUGAAAGGUAAUUUAUUACCAUUUGGAUCAUUUUGCAAUGGAUUCCAUGGAAAUAAUAGUGACUUAGAUUGUGUUCUCAUAACCGAUUCGGAAUUGAGUACUACAACGAUUUUAAGAAAUCUUCGAAAGGCAGUGUAAGAAUACAAAUACACCUAUUAGACGCCUUAAUUACAGUUUGAUCAAUUGAUUUUAUAUGCAAAGGUAAAUAGCAUCACUUAUAGUAAGGUCCCAAUUAUUAAGAUCACUGACAUAACAAAUGAUAUAGCUAUCGAUUUAAGCAUAAAUAAUAUAAAUGGGGUGUUGAAUUCUAAGCUUUUAAAAGAAUAUUCUCAAAUACAUCCCAAAAUCCAAUAAUUAGGACAGUUAUUAAAAUUAUGGGGAAAGAAUUAAAGACUUAUAGUGACUGGAUAAUUAACAUCAUAUGCCAUUUUGUUAACACUAAUCCAUUUCCUUUAAUGCAAAUAUGAUGUGCCAUAUUUAUCAGAUUUUGAACUCACUUAGGAAUAGUAAUCAGCAUUAGAGUAUUUUGGUGUUCAGCCAUUCUUUAAAUAAGGACUCAAACCCAACUUGCACAGACUCUCAAAUACAACUCUAUAAUAAUUAUUAUUUGAGUACUUUUAAUAUUAUGAACCUUAUGGAGAAUUCGAAUAGAAAUAGAUUUGUGUUUCUCUUCAUUCUAUUCAAAGAUCAAAUAAAGAGAUUCAAAAAAGAACAUUAAAAAUCGUAGAUCCUAUUGAUCCCAGAAUCGAUCCAAGUAAAAAUAUCAAAAAAUAAUGUUAUCGAAUACAAUAACAUUUUUUAAGAGCCAAAGAACUGAUAUCAAAGGAUCAAAAAUCAUUUCUAUAUCAAUGUUAGGCUGUCAAAACUGGAAACAAUCGUGUUAAAAGGAUCUAACCAAAAGGGGAAACUAAAUAUAAGAAAAAAAACAAUUUUAGAAAAAGAAAUUGA